Molecule: messenger RNA, 2376 nt
Organism: Zingiber officinale
Lineage: Eukaryota; Viridiplantae; Streptophyta; Magnoliopsida; Zingiberales; Zingiberaceae
Product: paramyosin-like
Exons: 19
Coding region: 281-2257 (658 amino acids)
Source: RefSeq, a predicted model, not a curated record
CCGUUCCCUUUCCGCCGGAGAGUCCGCCGGUAGACGCCGACGGUUUGGGGAGGACAUCGAUCUCCUUUUCUCCUCGUUUCACCCUCCCUUGCAUCCCUUACCCUAUUCUUCGGCUCGUACUGGAUGUCGUUACCGAGACUUGUUUCUUAGAAGCAAACCAAAAAAGACCCAUCUAGAAGGAGGAAUCUUCCUUUGCGUUAUCGUAAAAUCCCAAUACAAGGAAGACCCUGAGAAGGGCUAUUGAAAUUGUGAAGGAUUAUCCACUGCUACAAAUUGGGUAAUGGAUGAAAGAGGAAACAACGAGCACACUCUUCUCUACCAGAUUGAACAGCUUCAAUAUGAGCGCGAUCAACUCAGGAAGGAUAUUGAGCAGUUGUGCAUGCAACAAGCUGGUCCUAGUUAUCUUGCAGUAGCAACUCGAAUGCAUUUUCAGAGGACAGCUGGUUUAGAGCAGGAAAUUGUGGACUUGAAAAAGAAAUUGGCUGGAUGCAUUAGAGAGAAGCAGAACCUUCAAGAGGAGCUUUCUGAAGCUUAUCACAUAAAGAGCCAGCUAGCUGAUUUACAUGCUGCUGAAGUUAUAAAGAACAAGGAAGCAGAGAAACAAGUGAAAUUUUUUCAAGGUUGUGUGGUAGCUGCUUUUGCUGAACGAGAUAACUCCCUAAUGGAGGCUGAGAAGGCUAAAGAGCAUGAAGAAGCUAUGUCAGAAAAAAUCAAUAAUUUUGAGAAGAAAUUAGAGGAACUUGAAUCAGCAUUCCUUGAGGGGAAAAAACUUAAUAAUUCCUUACAGGUGGAAUUGGAAGAAUUAAAAAGGCAAAGUGAAUCUUGUCCGAAGGUAGUAAGUAAGUUUUACAAGAUCCGAGAACGAGAUACUGGGCUUUCUGCAGAUAUACCAUUGCUGGACAUGUGUAGUUGCCUGCUUGAUGAUCCUCCAGAAAGAUGGAUUUAUAACAAUGAUGAGGAAACCUCCACUUCCAAAUACAUUGCCUCCUUAGAAGAAGAGAAGGAUACUUUGAGAAAUUCAAUUAGCAAGCUUCAAAAUAAUUUGCGAAUGGGACUCCAAAUCGAGCAACAUCUUAGGAGAAAUGUACGAUCUUUAGAGACAAAACAGAUAAUGUUGGCUUCGUUGGUAAAGGAAGGAUUAUCAGCAAUGCGAAGUUAUCAUGUGGAACAUAGGUUAAAGAUCAUACAAGAGUUGGAUGAAGUAUCAUCUUGGAUGGACAAAAUGCUUGUUGAGGUUCGUAGAAGAUUGAGUGAAUCUCAGAUGGACCAUGAAUCAAGUGUAGUGUCCUCUGACGGAGAGAAACAAUGUGAUGACGUUGAAUGCAAAGAUGUGCAUGUCAUGAAUGAUGUUAACUCCCAUUUAUUGGACAGGAAGAUUGAUAUUCCUUCAAGUAAUGCUGUGCAUAGCAAUGGCAACACAUGUGAUACACCAAGUGCCUUUGCACUAGCAUUGCAAGAGAAGGUUGAAGCAUUACUGCUCUUAUCACAGCAAGAAGAGAGACAUAUGUUGGAGAGAGAUCUUAACAAAGCUCUGCAAAAUAAGUUAGAGGAACUCCAAAGAAAUUUGUCUCAAGUUACCAGUGAGAAGGUCAACGCUCUCAUGGAAUUGGCUGAACUUAAAAGAGAUUAUGAACUAUUAAAAGACCAUUGCAGGAACAACAGUCGUAGUUUGAAAGACAGUUGUUUUGUUGAUUCUGAUAAAAACAUUACUAUCCAAGAACAAGAAGGGAAAUUGAAGAAUAUUUUGAAAAAAACAUACUUGAAGCGUUGGAUGGUGCCUGACCACAAACAUCAAGAUGGCUCUCCAAGAAACAUUGAAGAGAGUGACCCAGCCAAAACUAAGCAUUCUAAUAUAAAUUUUGCUAGAUUAAAAAUUGAAAAUGCUACUUUCCAAGAAAGCAUAGCUCGUUUGGAACACCUUACCUCCUCAAUUCGUAGACUUCAUCUUUUGCUUUUGAAGGCUCAAAAUGAAGCUUCAUCCAUCGAAAGUACAAUUGAAGCAUUGAGCAAUAUCAUGACAGAGGCAAAGCAAAUGAAGACUGUGCUUGAUGGAUCGCUCCCGAUCAGCUGGUCCGGGGAUGAAUCUGAUGCCUACAAAAGUCUUUACGAGUCAUCCGAUCCUUCGGAGGCCUCCAAAAGUGAGAAAAGUGAUGCUAUUCCUGCUGCCGGACGAGAGAUGGCAGAACUUCUGCUGCUUGCUACCAAGCUUCUAAUCCAAAACAUGAGCAAGUGCGAUGAUUUACAUGCAAGUGCUUAAUGUAUGAUCCAUAAUUGUAAAAUUCUUAUGCUGUAUAUUUCUUCUAGAUUUUUUCCUUGACAAACCACUUAAACCAAGCUAUUGAAUAAAUUUGUUUAUAUAUUUAGUAAUUUAGAAUA